Molecule: messenger RNA, 1563 nt
Organism: Oncorhynchus mykiss (rainbow trout)
Lineage: Eukaryota; Metazoa; Chordata; Actinopteri; Salmoniformes; Salmonidae
Product: N-alpha-acetyltransferase 10
Biological process (GO): N-terminal protein amino acid acetylation
Cellular component (GO): NatA complex
Molecular function (GO): protein N-terminal-serine acetyltransferase activity; protein-N-terminal-glutamate acetyltransferase activity
Source: RefSeq, a predicted model, not a curated record
GUUCUAUUUCAUUAUUUCUGCCGUAGCCAGUCCAAUCCCACGCAACUAGAUGCGGGACUCACCUCUGAACCCCUUCCGGUUUAUCGCAUGCUUCCCCUUAAAUUUAGCUAGCUAACAUAUCUGAAACAUAAUAUAUAGACAACGUUAGGAGUUAAUAAAACACUUUGGUUCCAUCAUUUAUACAUUUCCUCAUCUGAAAUUGUGACGGUCGAAGAAAGCAUGAAUAUUCGCAACGCGAGGCCGGAGGACCUUAUGAACAUGCAGCACUGCAAUCUACUGUGUCUCCCAGAGAACUACCAGAUGAAAUACUAUUUCUACCAUGGACUGUCCUGGCCACAGCUCUCCUACAUCGCUGAGGAUGAAAAUGGCAAAAUAGUGGGAUAUGUUUUGGCCAAGAUGGAGGAGGAUCCAGAUGAUGUCCCCCAUGGUCACAUCACAUCCCUGGCUGUCAAGCGCUCACACAGACGUCUGGGUCUGGCUCAGAAGCUGAUGGACCAAGCCAGCCGAGCUAUGAUUGAAAACUUCAACGCCAAAUAUGUCUCACUUCAUGUCCGGAAAAGUAACCGAGCAGCCUUGCACCUGUACUCCAACACACUGAAAUUCCAGAUUAGUGAAAUAGAGCCCAAGUACUAUGCAGAUGGGGAGGAUGCCUAUGCCAUGAAGAGAGACCUAGCUCACAUGGCUGAUGAGGUCCCACAGUUGAGGAAGCCAGGAGUGAAGGCACUGGGUCAGGAGACCCUUACUGCUACGACCACACCCGGUGACCAGGAGAAAGAGGGAGAGAGGGACAGUGGCGGAGAGAGCAAAGAACUCAGUGAAGUUAGCGAAGCAACAGAGAGCACAGACGUCAAAGAUUCAUCCUCUGAUUCACAAUGACUCUGACCUCUUUAGUAGCCAUUUUUAAAUUUCACCAUGAAAGUUACUUAUUACACUUUUUAUCUCUUUCCAAAUAGGAAAAAACAGAUUUGACUUCAGUCUUCACCCGGUGUUCAUCUUCAACUAUUCACCUCAGUUACUUUGCAUAUUUUACCUUCACACCGUACAGGAACAUAUUUGACCUUCAGUGUACACAGAGUAAUAUAUUAUACCUUUACAGCGUACACCAUACAGUAGUAUAUUUUACUAUUACUGUGUUCACCAUACAGUAAUAUAUUUGACCUUUACAGUGUACACUCUACAGUAAUAUAUUAUCUUUACGGUGUACACCGCACCGUAAUAUAUAUUUUACUUUACACUGUACAGUAAUAUAUUUUACCUUUUAGAGCAUACACCGUACAGUAAUAGUUUUUUUCCCCCAUAACUUUCUCUGUUGUCAUUAGUGACAAACAAAGCAAAUUGAGAAUUGGUUGAAAGGAAUGUUUUUGGAACUGGAAUGAAAAUGGAUUUUGAGCUAAAAUUCACGACUGGUUCCAUAAGUUUAAAAAAUAUAUAUAUAUUUGAUGUUGUCACUAGUACUUCAUCGUCGGCCACCCCACCCAUGAAAUCAUAACCAGUGUUUUUGGAUGUGUCUAAAUCAGGUCUGUUAAGUAUUCUUCAAAAUAAAAGUUUCAAGUAAUACAUUUU